This is a messenger RNA of Lutzomyia longipalpis, 5915 nucleotides long. RefSeq names its product chitin synthase chs-2 (gene kkv). NCBI's taxonomy places the organism in Eukaryota, Metazoa, Arthropoda, Insecta, Diptera, Psychodidae. The coding region runs from base 565 to 5331 and encodes 1588 amino acids. Gene Ontology annotation, molecular function: chitin synthase activity. Gene Ontology annotation, cellular component: cell septum; cell periphery. The record is from RefSeq and is a predicted model, not a curated record. The transcript has 13 exons.
AAAGUCGACAUUCUCCAUACACACGCACGGGACAUGUGCAGGCCAAUCAACCAACAAACGCUAAAAAAGCGAAUGGAAACUCUACGGUCUUCGCGACUGCACAACGAAAGAGACUGGCUCAGUCGCGCAAGAAACGAACCUGGAGUCAGACGUGCUCCACACGGUGCCUAAGUUCACUUUGUGUGGUGGGAGAAGUUCUCUUAAGAGAUCUGCUAAAGAGUUUGGGCUCCUCCAAGUGGCGACUAUAGUUGGGGAAUUUUUUUUCUUGGGGGAAAUCGUCACUUUCACUGCCCAAAAGGGAGCCUUGAGGUGGUUAAAAUUGCAUUGGAAAAGAUCCACAGAAGAAACUACUGCGGGGAGCAACAUAGAAGAGGAAAGAAAAGCAAACCUCCUUGUGUGUAUAAAACUCGCGGUGUUGAAUUACUUUACUUCGCUUUUGGACACACUAGCUGCUGAUGGUGGAUACACAUUCAAAAGUCAAGAGUCGGAAUUGUGAAAGGAAUAUCAUUAAACCGUGAAAUACACCAACAACGGCAAGUAGGCUCACGCCGUUAGCACGCGGAGAUGUCUGCCAUCAGACAUCGGCCGUUGCUGGGAUCAGCGGCCAAUGGUGGGGACAGCGAUGAUAACUUCUCGGAUGAUGAGAGCACUCCGCUGACCCAUGACAUCUAUGGCGGCAGCCAGCGCACGGUGCAUGAGACAAAAGGCUGGGAUGUCUUCCGGGAUCCGCCCGUGAAGGUGGACAGUGGGUCCAUGGCCAAUCAGGCGUGCAUGGACAUUACUGUUAAAAUACUCAAAGUGAUUGCGUACCUGCUCACAUUUAUCAUUGUACUGGGUGGUGGCGUCAUUGCCAAGGGCUGUGUUCUAUUUAUGACAUCGCAAUUGAAGAGGGACCGCAAGAUCCCAUACUGCAAUCGUGACAUUGCGCGGGAGAAGCAAUUCAGCGUGACGCUGCCGGAAGAGGAGAGAGUUGCGUGGUCGUGGGCGCUUUUGAUUGUCUUUGCAAUCCCUGAGGUCGGUGCCCUGAUUCGAUCUAUGCGAAUAUGCUUCUUCAAGUCGUGGAAACGACCUCUCACCACACACUUCCUCUUUGUCACCCUCAUGGAGUCACUGCACACUGCCGGAAUGGCCUUGCUGUUUUUCGUUGUACUGCCCGAGUUGGAUGCCGUGAAGGGAGCCAUGCUAACAAACUGCCUCUGUGUUGUUCCUGGUUUCUUGGGACUCCUCUCACGCACCAAAAAAGAAGGUCGACGGGCGGUUAAAGCAAUCGUAGACAUUGCAGCUAUUGCCGCUCAAGUUACGGGAUUUGUCGUAUGGCCCCUUCUGGAGAAUCGUCCAGUUCUCUGGGUAAUCCCAAUUGCAGCAUUUAUGACAUCAUGUGGCUGGUGGGAGAACUAUGUCUCGCCACAGAGUCCAUUCGGCUUCAUACGAGGACUAGGGAGGAUAAAGGAAGAGCUGAGGAUGACAAGAUACUUUACCUAUCUCUUCCUCUCCAUCUGGAAGGUGAUGUUCUUCUCGUGCUUCGUUCUUCUCAUUUGGUGGUUUCAAGGAGAAAAUGUAGCUAAUUUCUUCAGUCUCUUCGGCACUGGCUAUGGCCCACAUAAGAUCAUUGUGGAAGAGGUGGUUACAGUCAAUCAAGCUCUCCCAGAUCUCCUCAAUGCUGGUCAAAUUGGAGAUACAAUCGACAUUGAUGCCGCCUACAACACUGUAAUCUACAUGAUUGUCAUUCAAGUCAUUGCUGCCUAUUUGUGCUACAUCUUCGGGAAGUUUGCCUGCAAAAUCCUCAUUCAAGGCUUCAGCUAUGCCUUCCCAGUCAAUCUCACAAUUCCCGUUUCUAUUUCCCUUCUUAUUGCGGCAUGUGGAAUUAGGAAUGGUGAUCCUUGCUUCUUCCAUGGCACAAUUCCGGAUUAUCUCUUCUUCGAUAGCCCCCCAGUAUUUAGCCUGAGUGACUUUGCAUCUCGUCAAAUGGCUUGGGCAUGGCUCCUGUGGUUACUUUCUCAAACCUGGAUUACAUUGCACAUUUGGACGCCGAAAUGUGAACGUCUCGCCACGACGGAGAAGCUUUUUGUGAGUCCAAUGUACAAUGCUCUCCUGAUUGAUCAAUCAAUGGCCCUCAAUCGUCGACGGGAUGAUCAAGCUGACGUUAAGACGGAAGAUCUGGCUGAGAUUGAGAAGGAAAAGGGGGAUGAGUACUAUGAAACUAUUUCGGUUCACACUGAAGGAUCUGCAGUGCAGAAACCCAGUGUUAAGUCUUCGGAUCAGAUCACGAGAAUCUAUGCGUGUGCAACAAUGUGGCACGAGACAAAGGAUGAGAUGAUUGAGUUCUUGAAGAGUAUCCUGCGACUCGAUGAGGAUCAGUGUGCCCGAAGAGUGGCUCAGAAGUACUUGAGGAUUGUUGAUCCGGAUUAUUAUGAAUUUGAAACUCACAUUUUCUUCGAUGACGCCUUCGAAAUCUCCGAUCAUAGCGACAGCGAUAUUCAAGUUAAUAGAUUCGUGAAACUCCUGGUGGCUACAAUUGAUGAAGCAGCAUCAGAUGUUCAUCAAACAAAUAUCAGAAUUCGCGCUCCCAAGAAGUACCCAACACCCUACGGUGGGCGUUUGGUAUGGACACUUCCUGGAAAGACAAAGAUGAUUGCCCACUUGAAGGAUAAAGAUCGCAUAAGACACCGUAAACGUUGGUCUCAAGUGAUGUACAUGUACUACUUGUUGGGUCAUCGGCUGAUGGAGUUGCCAAUUUCAGUGGAUCGGAAAGACGUUGUGGCCGAGAAUACGUAUCUCUUAACACUCGAUGGAGACAUUGAUUUCCAGCCAAGUGCUGUAACUCUGCUGGUGGACUUGAUGAAGAAGAAUCGCAAUCUGGGAGCUGCUUGUGGACGAAUCCACCCUAUAGGUUCUGGCCCAAUGGUGUGGUAUCAAAAAUUCGAAUAUGCUAUUGGUCAUUGGCUGCAAAAGGCAACAGAGCACAUGAUUGGAUGCGUUUUGUGUAGUCCAGGAUGUUUCUCACUCUUCCGCGGGAAAGCUCUCAUGGAUGACAAUGUUAUGCGUAAAUAUACAACGAGAUCCGAUGAGGCACGUCACUAUGUGCAGUACGAUCAGGGAGAAGAUCGUUGGUUGUGCACAUUGCUCCUUCAGCGUGGCUAUCGUGUGGAAUAUUCAGCUGCUUCCGAUGCUUACACCCACUGUCCCGAGGGAUUCACCGAGUUCUACAAUCAACGACGUCGUUGGGUGCCUUCCACAAUCGCCAAUAUAAUGGAUUUGCUCACGGACUACAAGAGGACCAUUAAGAUAAACGACAAUAUCUCCCUCCUGUAUAUUUUCUACCAAAUGAUGUUGAUGGGUGGUACAAUUUUGGGCCCGGGCACGAUCUUUCUUAUGUUGGUCGGUGCUUUUGUGGCGGCAUUUAAGAUUGACAACUGGACCUCCUUCUACUACAACAUCAUACCCAUUCUCCUGUUCAUGAUAGUAUGCUUCACGUGUAAAUCGACUAUUCAGGUGAUUGUAGCGCAGAUACUGUCAACCCUCUAUGCACUCGUGAUGAUGGCAGUAAUUGUGGGUACGGCACUCCAGCUCGGCGAGGACGGCAUAGGAAGUCCAUCGGCAAUAUUCUUGAUAUCACUAUCGGGGUCAUUCUUUAUAGCGGCGUGCCUCCAUCCUCAGGAAUUUUGGUGCGUUACCGCUGGCAUAAUCUACCUCCUGUCUAUUCCGUCCAUGUACCUUCUCCUUAUUCUCUACUCCAUUAUCAAUCUCAAUGUUGUCUCGUGGGGCACGCGUGAGGUUGUGGCGAAGAAGACGAAAAAAGAACUCGAGCAGGAGAAGAAGGAAGCUGAGGAGGCUGCAAAGCGUGCCAAGCAGAAGUCACUGCUGGGCUUCCUACAGGGUGGUGUUGGUCAGAAUGAUGAUGAGGAGGGUGCUAUUGAGGUGUCACUCAAUGGGCUGUUCAGAUGCAUGCUGUGCACGCAUGGGAAGACAACUGAGGAGAAAGCUCAACUUUCGCACAUUUCUGAAUCCCUCGAUGCAAUUCAAAAGCGUUUGGAAACACUUGAGAAAGUGGUCGAUCCACAGGGACAUCACCAUCAUCAUCAUCGUCGACGCACCACUUCUGCAAGCUCGCGUGAACAUCAACUUGGCUCCGUGGCAGAGGGAACGGAAAAUGAAAGCGAAAAUAGCGACUCUGAGUCGUCAACUGUGCAGCGUGAAGAACGAGAUUUCCUCACAAACCCAUACUGGAUUGAGGAUCCCGAAUUGAGGAAAGGAGAGGUGGACUUCCUCUCAAGUUCCGAAAUUCAAUUCUGGCGUGAUCUCAUCGAUAAAUACCUCUAUCCAAUUGAUCAAAAUAAAGAGGAACAGGCACGAAUAGCGACGGAUUUGAAGGAUCUGCGGAACAACUCGGUGUUUGCAUUCUUUAUGAUAAAUGCACUUUUUGUUUUAAUUGUCUUCCUGCUGCAAUUGAACAAAGAUAAUCUCCACGUGAAAUGGCCCUUUGGCGUGAAAACAAAUAUAACAUAUGAUGAGACCACUCAAGAGGUGCACAUCUCGAAGGAGUACCUCCAAUUGGAACCUAUUGGUCUUGUAUUUGUCUUCUUCUUCGCCCUCAUUUUGGUCAUUCAGUUCACUGCAAUGCUGUUCCAUCGAUUUGGCACACUCUCCCACAUCCUCGCAUCCACAGAACUCAAUCUGUGCUUCAACAAGAAGAGCGAGGAUCUCUCGCAGGAUGCCCUGAUAGAUAAGCAUGCGGUGGAGAUAGUAAAGAAUCUCCAGCGAUUGCAAGGGAUAGAUGGGGAUUAUGACAAUGAUUCAGGCAGUGGACCAGAUCGCAUUGCCAGGAGGAGGACUGUGCAUAAUUUGGAGAAGGCACGACAGCCGAGAAGACAAAUUGGCACACUGGAUGUGGCCUUCAAGAAACGUUUCCUCAAACUCACAGCUGAUGCUGAAAAUAAUCAAGGAACUCCCAUAUUAACGCGCCGAUUGACAAUGCGCCGAGAGACCAUCAGGGCCCUCGAGGUGAGAAAGAAUUCAAUAAUGGCCGAGAGACGAAAGUCCCAAAUGCAGACUUUGGGAGCCAACAAUGAGUACGGCAUAACGACCACAACAACCAUGAACAAUAACUUGGGAGUCCCUCCGGUACGUAAUCUUCGAACUUCUAAUGCAGGAAUUAACGUCAAGGAUGUUUUUGAUGCAAAUGGAGGUCCUGCACAAGCGAUUUAUGGUACAACGACUGGUCAGGUGAAUCAAGCGUAUGAGCCAGUCAUCGAUGAGGAGGAUCGCAAUUCACUCCGUUUGACGCCACGAAAUCAAGUUUCGUGGACAAAUAGCACUGAUAGAAGACUAUGAGGAAGAGUUUUGUAACAUUAUUCCCCUUGUAUAGGUAUUUUAAUUAAUUUUAGGAUAGUUUUUUUUUAAAUGUUGAAAAUGAUUGUGUUCUUCCAACGAGACACUGCCCUCUUUUAUAUGAAAUGUAUAUUAUGUACUCUCCCCCCAAAAAUCUGCAAGACAAUACGAAAAAAUACUCUUCAACGUGCUUCCAAUUAUUAAUGAAAAAUCAUUUGUUUAGUUAGUUUUGCCUUCAUGCAUUCAACCUUUUUAUUCUUUAUGAUUUCUUAUAAAUCAUUUUACACAUGAUUUCUCUACUCAAAUUAAAAUAUGGAAAAUUAUUUUAAUGCUAUCGCUUCAGAAGUUGGUAGUUCUUUCCGCUUAAAUUCUCAUUAACAUUUCUCUAUAUAAUGUUUUAUUUUUAUUUUGUUUCCAACAAUUUCGUAAGAAAGAAAAAAUGUGAUCAAGGAUUUAUUACUCAUUUUUUGUAUGUAUUAUGUACUUUUUUUUUAAAUUGUAUAAUUUGUAUUUAUCACAAAGAAACAAAUCUUACUCAUUAAAUGUAUUUAGAGAGAUGCAAUAAAAUGUUGAUAUUUACGUAAAAA